Zonotrichia albicollis (white-throated sparrow) is the source of this 1182-nucleotide messenger RNA. The record is from RefSeq and is a predicted model, not a curated record. Lineage: Eukaryota; Metazoa; Chordata; Aves; Passeriformes; Passerellidae.
AUGUGGCUGGCUCUGGCUCUGCUCUCCGUGCUCCACGGGAUGGCAGCUGGGGAAUGCUUCUUGAAUUCCCCAUAUCCCAAGAAUCCAGAGGCAAGGAUGAACAUUAGUGAAAUGAUCUCCUUCUGGGGUUACCCCAGCGAGGAGUAUGAUGUGGUGACAGAAGAUGGCUACAUCCUUCAGCUGAACAGGAUUCCUCAUGGCAGGGGAAAUUCUGGGUGCCAAGGUGUGAGGCCCGUGGCACUCCUGCAGCAUGGUUUCCUUGCAGAAGGCAGCAUCUGGCUCACCAACUUGGCCAACAACAGCCUGGGCUUCAUCCUGGCAGAUGCUGGCUACGAUGUCUGGGUAGGAAACAGCAGAGGGAACACCUGGUCCAGGAGGCACCAGGUGCUGACCACCACACAGGAUGAGUUCUGGGCUUUCAGCUUCGAUGAGAUGGCUAAAUAUGAUCUCCCAGCCAUGAUCAGCUUUAUUGAGCAGAAAACAGGACAGAAACAGCUCUAUUAUAUUGGCCAUUCCCAAGGCACCACCAUAGGUUUUAUAGCUUUUUCCACUAUGCCUGAGCUGGCUCAGAAAAUCAAGGUGUUCAUUGCUCUUUCACCUGUGACCACGGUGAUAUUUUCUCAGAGCCCAUUUAGGAAACUCUCAGUCUUUUCUGACUCUGGGCUUAAGGAGCUCUUUGGCACCAGGGAGUUCCUGCCCCACACUGCCCUGGGAGAGGUGGUCCUCUCCAGGUUCUGCUCCUGCUCCAAGGUCUGCAAGCACAUCCUGGCUUCAGUUUUCGGGUUUAACUGGAAGAACACAAACAUGAGCCGGUUCGAUGUGUACAUGGGGCACAACCCGGCGGGCUCCUCCGUGCAGAACAUCAUCCACUGGCUGCAGGGAGUCCACGGUGGGGCACUGAGAGCUUUUGAUGGGGGGCACAUGUACAACAGCCUUCACUACAGACAGACCGGGGCCCCGUUCUACGACGUGCAGGACAUGGAGGUGCCCACGGCCAUCUGGAACGCGGGCCGGGACUGCCUGGCCGACCCGCGGGACACGGCGCUGCUGCUGCCCCAGGUCAGGAACCUGGUGCACCACAAGCUCAUCCCCCACUGGAACCACAUGGACUUCGUGCUGGGCCUCGACGCCUACGAGGUUCUGUACCGCGAAAUCCUGGACGUCAUGAAGAAGCACCUCUAA